Toxorhynchites rutilus septentrionalis is the source of this 2543-nucleotide messenger RNA. RefSeq lists its product as uncharacterized. The transcript is spliced from 2 exons. Bases 376 to 2505 code for a protein of 709 amino acids. The record is from RefSeq and is a predicted model, not a curated record. Lineage: Eukaryota; Metazoa; Arthropoda; Insecta; Diptera; Culicidae.
UCACUCUCACGAAUCAGUUGAUCGUUGGGAGCGCACUGGGACGGUUGUGUUGGAAAACGCACGGAUCGAGCCAAGUCAAGCAUAAGUGAUAUGUAGCCAAGUGGUUGUUUGUUCCCAUCGGGUCAGUGUGCGUGCGUGACAAGACAAAAGGCAGAAAGGGAAGUGGGUUGAGUGAAAGGAAGGUGUGCAAGGUGUGCGGUGGCUAACGAACGAACCCACACAGUGUGGAAGGGGCAGAACAAGGAAGCAGAAGCGAACUGGACAUGCAAGACUCGUUGUUGCUGCAUCGGUUGGAUGUAUUGCAAAUUGCGGCAAGCACCAAUACUUGCGACUCUGUGUGCCAUCGAACCUACGGAGGAUUAGUUACUUCGAAGAAUGAAACGACGUGAUCACUCGACGGUGUCUUCUUCGUCAUCACCGUCCAGUUCGUCGGGAACAGUUACAUCCCCGGGAGAAGAUGCUAUGACAGCAGUACGUGACAUUCGGAGCAAAAGUGUGGGCGACUCGCGUCGCAACAGCAGAGCAUACAUGCCGGUUGGGGAGUUUCAGAUCAAAGAGGAAGCCGCGGAUCCCGACAUACAGGCCGACUCGGAGGUAUCUCUCGAUGCGAACAGUACCCUCGCCCAGGUGCUGGAGGAUUUCUCCAACGAUGAGGCGCCUCACGAGCCGGAAAUCGAAAUCAAAACGCCCCACCUCAGCCACUCUCAGGACGAUGGCAGCUUCCGCAAGCACGGCAACGCCGCCGCACAGAAGGCGCUCCACUUCCAGAUGGGCAACAUCACGUACGCCAUCUCGGACCAGAUGUUCAAACCGGUGCAGGUGAAUUUGCUGACCAAGGACAUGCUGGAGCAAAAGAUUACGGAGAAGGAUCCGGAACUGGUGUACCGGAAGCAUCACAAUAACAACAGCACCUGGGCGAGAUAUAUGCCGAUGUACUAUAAGGGUGUCAAGCAGAACUACGUUCGGUGUUUGGAGUGUGGGUGGUUGGUGCUGCACAAGGCGAGCACGGGAACGGGAUCACUGUUGCGCCACAAAUGCAAGAUCAAACUGCCUUCCGGCGUGGAGCUGAAGAUCGAACAGCAGCCACCCUCCAAUAGGAAUCUACCUGUGAAAACAGCGGUCGUAGUGGGACCAACACAUACGCAUGCGGUGAAGUUCCAGACUACGGUUAUGCCCCAGAACGUGAUCGAUGAUCUCGUGCGGCAGCAGGCAUGCUUCCUGUACAAGGAUCUCAGCAGUGUGGAUCUGUUUGACAGUUCCAGCUUUCGGACGUUUGCUCAAAUGUUGAUCAAUACCGGAGUAUACUACGGACAACAGGACAUAGGCUUCCUGGCGGAUAAAGCCAAACUCAUGAACCGAAUCAUUCCAACGAUCUAUCAACAGGCAAGGAACCAGUUGAACCAAGCGUUACAGGAUUGUGAUCUUAGUUAUAGUUUUGAUAUAUUCCGAAACGAAUCGGAACCGAAAACAUACGCCACGAUUAAUUCUUACACCAUAGCGGAAGACUACUACUUCCGGAAAAUCAAUGUCAAGACUGUGCCUGUGGACGACAUGGACUCGUUCAUUGACAAAUUUCCCUCGUUAGUUGCCGGGAUGCUGGAGAAGGAACAAACAGAGCCUAUAAAGCUAGUGUUCGGUUCGAAACUGGACGCUGUCCGUUCCGAUCGUUUCGAAUUGGUUCCCUGCGUGGUAAGCACUCUUUGGGGUAUUAUGAAAAAGAUCAUGGCCAUGUUCGAAUUCGACAGUGAGCAGUAUGUGGACAAAAUUUACGCUCCUGAGAACGGCGACGACGGUGACGAUGAGGAAGAGAGCGCGAUGGAAAAAAUAUUGGCUCCGUUCAAGGAACCAAUCAAAAGCCUAGUUUCGGAAAGCACGGUCACAAUCAGCGAAGUUGUGCUUUGGAAGAAAAAAUUAGAGAGACACUUUCGAGUCGAGGACAGAGACGAUGAGUACAUGAAAACCAUUAAAGAAGCAUUCCAAAUAGAGAUCAAGCAAAGCUUGAAGCUGCAUGACUACCACAAAAUAGCAGUCUUCCUGGAUCCGAAGUUCAAAGGACUUCGGUUUCUCACCGAGGAGGAACGAGCCGAAACACUUGCCAUAGUGAAAGCGCAGCUCCAGCGGGACCAAGAUGGCAUUGAGCAGCUCAAAAAACUUUACUCCAGUGGGAAAAAGAACAAUAUCGAAAUUCGGAAGGAAACUAAAUUCUACGAAUUUAUGGACGCUUCCCUGGAGGUUGAAUCGGCCGAUGUUGUCGACGAUGAGAUUCGUCAGUAUGUGGACGUUAAACUGGAAUCGCCCGUAGAUAUACUUGCCUACUGGCGGGCCGAAAAUGCAUUCCCCCUGCUGAAGAAACUUUGCCAGCGGAUAUUAAACAUUCCUGCAGCCUGUGAUGAUAUGAAGCUGCGGUUCGGCCGAGCCGAAAAGCGAGAUUUUCUCAGAAAGCGGGCCGUCCUGCGGGAAGAGGAAAUCGAUAUGAUGCUCUAUCUGAACCAGAACGGACCGUGAAUAAAAAGACUUUAGAUGUUAUUUUUUUAUAUACCGAA